AUGGUGCUGCUGCUGCUCGUCGAGAAGAAAGCGUCCUCGGAGCCUAUCUACGACAUGAUCAAGCAGCUUGCGGCUGACCGCAAGCAGGAGCGAGCCGUGGCGAAGUCCAAGGAAGUGCUGCGCAAGAAGGACGACCUGACGUUGCCCCCGACAUGA
This is a messenger RNA of Saprolegnia parasitica CBS 223.65, 156 nucleotides long. RefSeq lists its product as hypothetical. Lineage: Eukaryota; Oomycota; Saprolegniomycetes; Saprolegniales; Saprolegniaceae. The transcript has 4 exons. Bases 1 to 156 code for a protein of 51 amino acids. The record is from RefSeq and is a predicted model, not a curated record.